Molecule: messenger RNA, 669 nt
Organism: Thelazia callipaeda (thelaziosis nematode)
Lineage: Eukaryota; Metazoa; Nematoda; Chromadorea; Rhabditida; Thelaziidae
Source: the annotation of a GenBank genome assembly
AUGAGAGAUAUUGUGGAUGCUCAUGCUUUCUCGGUCACAUUUUUAAUUGAAACAAUGGUUGUGGCUCUACCAGCUGUACAAAUUAUCAUCUUCUGUCAGUACAAAAAAAAGACAAAAAAAACUGUAUUCUCCAAGAAAGGACCAUCUGCUGAAUCUAAUAGUUUGAAGUGCUUCAAGCAAGAAGAAGCAAUAAAUAUGAUCAAUAUACCAUAUCUAGACAAAAUAGAUUCCAAUGAAGCACUGCAUGAUACUGCAACAACUUUAUGGACGAAAGCAAAGAAUGGCAAUAAUUUUAUUGAUACAAGCCUCAAGAAACCAAAAAAAUACAGAGAUCGACGACCAAGAGAUUACCCAAUUAUUGACGAUCUGAGUACUGUUGAUUCAUCAUACGCAUAUUCAGUGGAAAAUACACUUGCUGUUGAAUCAUUUGAAAUUCCAAAGGAAAAACGUGGUUUGAUACUAGAAGGAGAGGAGAUUGACCAUCCACUGGAUAAAGUUGCUCUCCGAAGUAUGUCAUCUGAUUAUUCAUUAUUCGAUUCAAAAACAUCAAUACGAGAUAUUCGAGAACAACGAAUCCGAUUACUCAAAUUAAACACAUCUGUAGCUCGCAGAGCAGCUGCUGCUUUAAAAGACAGCUCGAUGUCUUCAUCAACUCAAGAAAAAGGAUAA